Budorcas taxicolor (takin) is the source of this 2579-nucleotide messenger RNA. It is a transcript of the gene TIGAR, whose product is annotated as TP53 induced glycolysis regulatory phosphatase. Gene Ontology annotation, molecular function: fructose-2,6-bisphosphate 2-phosphatase activity. The record is from RefSeq and is a predicted model, not a curated record. Gene Ontology annotation, biological process: fructose 1,6-bisphosphate metabolic process; positive regulation of DNA repair; fructose 2,6-bisphosphate metabolic process. Gene Ontology annotation, cellular component: cytosol. NCBI's taxonomy places the organism in Eukaryota, Metazoa, Chordata, Mammalia, Artiodactyla, Bovidae. The transcript is spliced from 6 exons. The coding region runs from base 88 to 900 and encodes 270 amino acids.
GGGGCUUGGCGGUCGCAGUGCGGGGCAGCGGGUGCGGAUUCCGGCGGCGCUGGGGUCCUUGGUCUUCUGGCUCCGGGCGUGGGCGGGAUGACGCGCUUCGCUCUGACCGUGGUCCGGCAUGGAGAAACAAGACUUAACAAGGAGAAAAUAAUUCAAGGACAAGGAAUAGAUGAGCCUCUUUCAGAAACUGGAUUUAAACAAGCAGCUGCUGCUGGUAUAUUUCUUAAAGAUGUGAAGUUUACUCAUGUUUUCUCCAGUGACCUUAAAAGGACAAAGCAGACCGUGCAUGGGAUUUUGGAGAAGAACAAAUUUUGCAAAGAUGUGACAGUAAAGUAUGACUCAAGACUUCGAGAAAGGAAAUAUGGGGCUGCAGAAGGCAGGCCGCUGAGCGAGCUGAGGGCCAUGGCUAAAGCAGUGGGGGAGGAGUGCCCAGCGUUCACACCGCCUGGAGGAGAGACCCUGGACCAGCUGAAAAUGCGUGGCAAAGACUUUUUUGAAUUUCUUUGUCAACUGAUCCUGAAAGAAGCCAGUCAGAAUGAACAGUUUUCCCAGGAUUCCCCGAGCAGCUGUCUGGAAAGUUCCCUGGCAGAGAUAUUUCCAUUAGGGAAAAACUGUGCCUCCACAUUUAACUCGGACAGCGGUGCCCCGGGCCUAGCAGCCAGUGUCUUAGUCGUGAGUCACGGCGCCUACAUGCGAAGCCUGUUGGAUUACUUUCUGACCGACCUCAAGUGCUCGUUCCCAGCGACUCUGAGCAGGUCUGAGCUCACGUCAGUUAGCCCUAACACAGGGAUGACUGUCUUCAUCCUAAACUUUGAGAAAGGAGGCAAAGGGAAACCAACCGCCCAGUGUGUGUGUGUGAACCUGCAGGGCCACCUGGCCGGGGUGAGCAAAACUCCCUAAAUCUGAAUCAUCUGCAUGGAAAUCAACAAAUGUGAGCCUCUGAGCGAGUGCCUCUUGACUUGACUUCCAUCCUCUGCUAAUGCAGAUUUGGAAACAGUUAAAAAGCUGUCCAUUACAGCAAGUUAUAAAACUCGAGUGGAAUCAGAGCCAUGUGAAACACUAAUAGAAAACACUAAUAGAAAACCAUCGAAAAUGGACUUCUUUGGUGCAAGUACAGUUGGAAUUUUCCAGGGUAAUUUUACCACCCUGCUCAGAGACCUCUCUGUAUUGUAAAUGGAUGAGGGAACUCAGUAUUGUGAAUUGAGGCAUGAAUAACCCUGUUACUAUGGUUUGGGUUACUAUGUCUUUUUUUUUUUUUUUUAAUGUUUUUCUUUAAUGUCUGAAAAAUCUGACUUGUUUUCUUGGCUCUUGGUAUGAUACUGUUUUUUUUUUUUUUUCCUUUUGCCGUCUUCAUCCAGUGCUUGGAAGAGGGAACUUGUAAUUUCCACUCCAUAUUUGUGUGACAGUAUGUUAUAUUCAAAAAGUCCUUAAAGGAAGCCUGCUGUCAUAGUUUACAUAAAAGCAAACGACACUAAAUCUACUAUGGAAAUCAACUGUUGUAACUGUGGACUCUGGAGGGUUUGAGAUAAUAGAUAAAUGUGGCUUGUAGUUGCAGAACAUUAUAGUGAGGAAGAACCAUCAUCUAUUACAGAAUUUUAAAGAGGGAAUCAACGCAGGAGAAACAAAAAGAGCAGACUUUUCAUAUCUAACCUGUGGGCUGAAGAAUUUAGUUUGAACAUGGUGCUUAAGAAAGCACACAGUUGCUGAUUUGCUUCAAAGCAGUGGGGAUUUGUUCAAGAUGAGGUUUCCUCUCUUUUCCACCAGAUGGUGCUAGAGAAAAGGGAUUUGGGUUAUCAUUACCGACUUCAUGGACCUGAGUUUGAGCAAGCUCAGGAAGUUGGUGAUGGACAGGGAAGCCUGGCAUGCUGCUGCUGUUGGGGUCGCAAAGAGUCAGACAGGACUGAGCGACGGAACUGAACUGAAAUUCUGUGCAACAGAUGGGGGUCCUUCUGAAGUCCUCGUCUCUAUGGAGAAAGUGUAUGCCAUGCAGUUCUGCUUAUAAAUAGUCAUGUUGAUGAAUGCUGUGAGCCUCAGCUCACAAGAGGGUGAGACUGAGUCUGUCUGUCACUUAAGGCUAAAGUCACACGUAGACGCACGCCAGGUUCAGGAUCAUGCAGUCCUCGGUGUGCCCAGUGCCGCUGGUGGUCCUGGAACGGAGGGUGUGGUCGCGCACGCAGGAAGCUCAUGGCAGACAGACAGCUGCAAAGUAACCAGAAAAGGACGAAUAAUAAGUGCCCGCUUCCCCACCCUCCAGAAGUAAUAACUAACCCCCUCCUUUUUUUUUAAUAACACACUGAGAUAGAAGUAAAGUUCCUCUCAGCAGCCAUCACUGCCGUGUUCCCUCCUGUUCUCCGCAGAGGCGGCCAGCACCUUGGGUCCACACACCACCCCCAUCCUUCCCAUGGCCGCCUGGUAUCAUCAGGGAACGGAAUCAUUCUGGCGUUUUACAAACGGACACAGCAUCGGUCUAUUCUGACUUCUCACUUCCUGUGUGUAUCUUGGGGCUCUAUACUGGUCUGUACAGAUCCGGUUACUUCUCUAACCACUGUAUUCUGCAGAAUAAACACACUACGUUUUAU